Teleopsis dalmanni is the source of this 1473-nucleotide messenger RNA. RefSeq lists its product as uncharacterized. The record is from RefSeq and is a predicted model, not a curated record. The coding region runs from base 1 to 1473 and encodes 490 amino acids. NCBI's taxonomy places the organism in Eukaryota, Metazoa, Arthropoda, Insecta, Diptera, Diopsidae. The transcript is spliced from 4 exons.
AUGAAUAACUCUUAUUCGAAUGAAUGCUUGUUUUCCGAAAAUAUUGAUAUUUUGGAAGUAAGCCCUGAAAUAUCAUUAUUAUUUGAAAAAUGGGAGCUAUCGUCUGGUGCUAUAUGUAGACUUGUGAAUUUAAAAAUAAUUAGUAUCGAUAUUUUUAAAAUGAUGCAUUCUCAUGAUAUCGAUGAAAUUUUUAAUGACGAACAACUAUUGGUUGAUAAAAUAAGGUUUAGACACGGACUUUCACUGUGGCGUUUCGAAAAUAAUCUUGAUCCAAUCAUUUGUUGCCCAAAUUUUCAAGAAUCUCAAUAUAAUAACAGAAAAACGCUACCAUUAAAUAUAAUUAAUGAAAGCUGUAAUGUUCCAGUUAUCCAAUCUAAUAUAGAUAUAAAAAGUAUUCUUAUUAACACUGUGGCCGGUAAAGAUAUUAUUGAAAAAUAUAACACUACAAAAUAUUUAAGUGAUACUGAUCAAAAUGCUAUUGUCAAAAUAAUAGCUGACCAUUUUAUAUUAAAUACUAUAAAAAUGGAUCCAAAAGUAAUGAUAAAAAUUGCUCAGUCUAUUACAUACUUGUUUCCAACAGAAAAUGCAUUGACAUAUUUCGUUCCACGUACCAGUAAAAAAAACCCAUCUGGUAAAUUAUAUGAUAGAUAUUGCAACUGUUUGUAUAAGCGAAAAACUCUACCCGAUGAUCAUGUCAAGAAAAUCAAAAUUAAUGUUGAAGCUGAAAUUUCUGCAGAAAAUGGUGAUGUUGAAUUUGAGAAGAGAAAAAAAUGGCUUUAUUGGAACACACCAAAUGAUAUAAUGACUCCGUGGAAGGAGACUUCAGUUAAACGAAUGAAGGAGCAUAAAGAAUCAAUACAGCAGUUUCUUGAUCAAUGGGCGAGAUACGGCGAUUGUAAUGGUCACGAGUUAAUUGAUAUUGACUUUUCAACCCUCUAUCCUGGCAAAGAAAUGAUAAUGUUUGAAAAAAUAGAGGACUUGGUGCAGAAAGUGACUAAACUAUUUUUUCCGUCGUCUAUAAAAGAUAAACUAAAUCAGCAAUAUUUUGAAAAAAUGAAAGUAGCAAGUGAUAUAAAUUGCAAGCACUUUUAUUUUUUCAACUUACUACAUGCUAUUAUUUUACCUCCACGGAUCAGUAAAAUAAGUAAGCCAUCUAUAACGGACGCGCAAGAAGAUAUGAUAACACAUAUUUUUAAUAUUAAUAAUUAUCAACAAAAAGUGGAUGAACUCAAGGAGUUAGCCUUAAGAGAAGGACUAACGUUUCAGCCGAAGGUUUUUGUUGUUGGUAAUUCUCCAGAAACUUUAAAAGAAUUUUAUGUGAAUUUAAAUAAUAUUCAGUAUAAAGUAGGAAGUGUACUUAGUGCAUUAGAUUUAGUUAUGAAAAUAUGUUUUAUGUGUGUUUACGAAAUACCUUCAAAAGAAAAAAUUUCAAAAAUUGAAAAUAUUCUAUGUAAACUUAGACAUGCCAUUUGA